Molecule: messenger RNA, 1644 nt
Organism: Exserohilum turcica Et28A
Lineage: Eukaryota; Fungi; Ascomycota; Dothideomycetes; Pleosporales; Pleosporaceae
Exons: 2
Coding region: 86-1582 (498 amino acids)
Cellular component (GO): membrane
Source: RefSeq, a predicted model, not a curated record
CCCCGCCCCCGCCGAGGCAAUGUUCCCGUCUGCUGCUGACGCCUGCGACGAGUGCACACCCGACUAUGCCCUCCACCGGAGCCCCAUGGCGCUGGCCAUGUCCGCGCUGCCCUUUAUCCUCACCUUUCUCGUCGUCGCCUUUGUCGUCUCGUACAAGCUGUUUCCCAUCCUGUCGGGCAAGGCACACCGCGAGCGCCCACCUACGCUGAGCAGCCUGCGCCCCAGCGCCGUCUCCGCUGCGAGCGUCGUCUUCUCCACAAACUUUGCCCUCUCGGCUGUGCUCGUGGAACUGAUUCUGUGCGAAAUCUCAAACACCGUCAACCGUGCCACACGCACCCUGGCGCUGAAGAUCACGCUACCGUCGCUGCUCUUCCUCCUUGUCGUCGCUACACCGGCCUUGGAGAUACACUCGGUCAUAUCAGGAACGGGCUUGAAGUUUGGCGGAGAGCACAGGACCCGACGCAGGGCAGCAUGGGCUCUGGAGCUGCUUGGCCUCGCCGUGUGGCUCGUCGGCUUCUGGUAUCUGGGACGCGGGUUGCUAGGCUCGUAUCUACACGAAGCAUCAUACGAGCAUAAUCACACAAUCAGCCAGGGAUGUCUCGAGCGCAUAGGCAUCAUCGGCAUUAGCCUGAUGGCUUCCUUGGCCGGCUUUGCUGCCAUCUCCGCACUCUGGCAAACGUUUGGGGUCAAGUACCGCCCUGUCACCGAUUCGGACAUUGCGCGUAAGCAAGCUGGUAUCCAGGCGACCAACGACAUGCUCCUCACCAAAGAAAGCCGGCUGCGCGUAGUCGAGCGCAAGCUGUCCGACAACCCGCAGCAGGGCUUCGUAGGCCGCGUAGUAGGGACGCUUCGAGGAAACCCAGACGUGCAGGAGCGGAACACGCUGCAGCUGGAAAUCCAGGGCCUCGAAACGAUGCGUCAAUCACUCCAAAACUCGCUAACCAUUCUCCAGAACCGACGCCAGUCGCAGUUGCGUGCACACACGGCACACGGGCGGCUGCUAGGCGUAUUUUCCUAUGUUUUUGCAAUCUACUGUGCCUAUCGCAUUGGCGCCACAACCGUCACUACUCUGCGCCGCUUCUCUUCCCCCAACACGAGCUUCUCCAACAGCGAUCCAAUCAACAACUUCCUCGCCCUGCUGGCAAAACACUGGGAUCCAACGAUUGAUCGAGUGGCCUGGAGCCGCACCAUUUCCUUUUUGCUCUCUGGCGUAAUGCUCCUAUUGUCAUUCAACAGCGUCCUCCAAACGUUUCUCCUCUUUGCGAGAGUGGUCCCUAGUCUUUUGCAUCACGCAAAGACAAACUUUGCCCUCAUUAUCUCCCAGAUUGCAGCAACCUAUGUCAUCAGUUCGGCGCUGCUGCUUCGCAGUAACUUGCCGCCCGAGAUGAAGAGCAAGAUAGGAGACGCCCUGGGCGCACCGCUUGAACCAGGAUUCACCGAGAGAUGGUUCGAGGCCUGGUUUCUGGCCGCGAGUGCAGCGACCGUUCUAGGGCUGUGGCUGGGCAAGCGAAUCAAGGGAAGCGAAUGGGACGAUGAUGGAGACGGGGCUGAUGAUAUUGAGAUGGGCAAGCGGACCACAUAGCCUCGAUACCAAGAAUGUCAUUCUCUGAUUUCUGCCAAUGAUCCGGCAACGCGAUGAGGGUC